Nezara viridula (southern green stink bug) is the source of this 5921-nucleotide messenger RNA. The record is from the annotation of a GenBank genome assembly. NCBI's taxonomy places the organism in Eukaryota, Metazoa, Arthropoda, Insecta, Hemiptera, Pentatomidae.
CUCACUGCUGUUGUGUUUCGUGUAGAUUUUUAAUCCCUUUUUUAUCUAUAUAUUACUUAUUUUUUUAAAAAAAAAAAGAUAAAAUAUUAACUAUACAAUGAAUAUCUUCAUGUACCUCGCGUGCCACAUGAUGCACAAGGACGUUACUUUUGGUGUAAAAAAAAGAGUGGUGUCAGUAAUCAAAAGGACUGAAAUCAAAGUUCAGCUCAAACACUCAUUGUAUCAAGACGUUGAGACAGAAGAUUCUUUACUAUAUAAAUUUUUUCCGGUUCAAACUCAAGCCCUUAAAUUUAGCGUACAAGCUGCUCAUGAUGCACACAUAGCGUUAGCACCAGGGCCUGCUGAAGCAAAUCCUAUUUAUGAGGUGUUUAUAGGAGGAUGGGAAAACACAAAAAUAGCCAUACGUAGAAAUAGAGAAAAAACAGAAGUAGCAGAACUCCCAUUUCCAAAAAUAUUAAAUAGACAUGAAGAAAGAACUUUUUGGAUAACAUUCUAUAAUAAAGUUAUAGCUUUGGGAAUGAAUGAUGAAAAAACUCCACUAUUAGAAUGGCCAGAUCCUGACCUGUUCAAUAUAACACAUUUUGGAAUACGCACAACUUGGGGUGCAAAAGGAACAUGGAACAUUGAUGAUACUUGGAGUGGCUGGGAACCACCACAAAAACCAGCAAUUGGUUUGGCAUUAGGUCCUCAAUCAGCCGGAAUUGGAGUAUGGGUACCAGCUGCUCACGGUACAAUACCACCAAAUGCUGUUCAAGGGGGAUUUGAAUAUGAACAACAAUAUGUAGGAAGAGCAAUGUUAAAUGGUGGGCUUAUUCCUGGAAAAGUUAUAUCUUCACACAGAGUUUGUUAUGUUCCUUUGGCAGGAUCAGAACAUCGUCUUACUGAUUAUGAGAUUCUCUGUGACUGUGGUGGAACAUGGGUCAAAACAACAAAUGGAAAUAUUCCUCCCACUGCUAUUCCAGGAGGGAAAACCGAAGAUGGAGAAACUCUGUACAUAGGGCGAGCAGAACAUAUAGGAAUUUUAACAGGAGGAAGAGUCCAGAGAAGUCAAGGGUUAUGCUACGUUUCACAUUCAGGAAAAGAGUUUGGCAAGACUGAUUAUGAAAUCUUGGUGGAACCACAAUGAAUUAAAGAUGGAACCAAUUGUGAAGCUUAACUUUAAUCUUUAUUUUAUAUUACUUAAUGUAUUUGGUCAAGUUUUUAAUUGAAAAAAUAAUUUGCAAAAUUGCAACAACAGCAUGGCUCAAUGAAUUGUCCAAACUAUAAGUAAUAUGAUAUGAUACUGUAUACUUUUUAAAAAUAAUGUACUGAAUUAUAAAAACUUUAAUGUAAUGUAAUUAUCAUUGAUAACACUAUUUUAUUAUGUAGAACAAAUAAUAAUAGAAAUGAUUAUUUAAAUUAAAGAUGCAUAAUUGUUAAUAAGAAUGUAAAUUUAAUUUUAAAGAAUAAACCACAAUUUAUCUCAGUAAACAAUCCAUACCAUUUAUUGAAUUUGGUUUUAAGUUUGAAAGACUUCAUGCCAAAAGUGAAAAUUAGCCUUGUCAUUAAAAUAAGAUUUUCAAAAAUAUUCAUUUCAAUAAAAAAAACAUUACUGUUUUAUUUAAAUAAAAUAAUGUAUUAUAACCUUUAGUAAUACAAUUUACAAGUUCAUACAGUCCCCAAAUUGUUUCACAAUAAUUAUGUUACAAAUAAUAUAAACUACCGCCAUUUUUUUUUUUUUUUGUUCAUCCCUCUAUCAAAAUGGAAAGUCUGAUGAAGAGUAUGUUUCACAUAACUCGGUCAAUUGCUUUUGUCUUUCAUCAUUACGGACCCAAUCUAUUUCACCUUCACUCCCACUAAAUCUCUUUCCAAUUUAAUUUAAAUAACCGUAACCAUCCGAGUCCCAUAAUCUUAAUGCUCACCAACAACAAAUAGAUUCACCUUCAUAGUCUGGCCAUUUAUCGAUACCUCUAACUUACAUACCUUAAACACUUAAAUUAGGGUGUUCGUGAAUGAUCUAUGAUCUGAGCUUCAGAUUAGUUCGGUACAAUUAUAUGUCUGGAAAUAACUUAAAUAAUCACCUUUCAUUCAUCACCGAUAUAGAUGCAGCCUUAUCUAUUUGAAAUACCUCCAUAAUGUUUCCAAUUCGAGGUUUAACUGAGAUUCUUUUUCUUAUAUUUUGCUGAAUUUGACAAAGAAAUCUUUCAUUCAAUUUUUGUUUGUUUGUUUAUUGAUUGUUUCAUAAUUUAUUUACCGUGAAUUAUCAUUUUGUGUAAUCAUCAUCAGAUUCACUAUUGGUAAUGCAUUUAAAGGAUUCUGUACAAGCAAAAGCAAUGUGACUCUUUUUUUUUUUUUUUUUUUUUUUUUUUUUUUUUUUUUUUUUUUUUUUUUUUUUAAGCAUAUCCUCCUUAAAGCGACAUGGCUCUAGCGUGUGCUCCUCCUGAAGACAAUGAUAACAAGUCUUGCCCUUGUGAAAGCGAUUAUCUUUAUUAUUAUAUCGCGAUUUUUUUUACCCAUAUUGUUGUUGAUGUACUAUUAUCCCAAUUUUAAAUCUAUACUAUGGAAAUGAAGAAGCCAACCAACUGGCAAAGGAAAGAGCUGCAUCCCCUCAAACUCUUCAGGAGGCUAUUUCUAUAAAUAGGGCUACUAAGCUACUAUAUGACAAAGGUGGAAUGAUGCCCAUCCACAUUAAAAUUCUGAAGAAAAUUAUAGGUUAAACAAGUUACACUCUUUUUAGGCUCAGAACAGGAUACAACAUGAGAGCACACCUCUAAGAAAAAUUUAAAGGUGAAGAAAACCGUCUCUGUAGCUGUAGAAUAGGCUACCGGAAUACAGAGCUUAUCCUUCAGACAGGAUGAGGUGACAUCAGAAAGCUAAUUUGGAAAAAAGCAACUGACUUGGCAAUGAAGCUCUACGGUGGUCUGGAGGAUCUCAGAAAGAUCAUCGAGUUUAUACUCUCAAUCUCGGUCCUCACCAUUUGAGGGAAGUUUGAAGAAGAAUCUAUACUCACGGCAGCUAACGGAUUUCUUUCGUGAAGUGAUGCUAUUUUUACUGCUUUAGGGAAAUUUAAAAUCUUCAAUUUUCAGCAAUCCUAAUCGCAAGUUAUUCUCUAACACCAAUCUAAAACUGUGUACACAGUGCUUCAUCUAGCUAUUGACUUGGAAAUUUACAAAAUUUAGUUAAACUCCAUAAUACUUAAAGAAUAAUCUAUUGAUUCUUCAUUACUUAAUUGAGUUCUGUCAUGAAAUUUUAACCUUUAUGUAAACCUAUUGGAUUCAAGGAUCACAAAAACCAGAUAAUAUUUCUAUUAUUUUCUCAAAAAAAUUCUAUUCUGGUAAGUAAGGUGAACAUAUAUCACUUACCUUCUUAUAAGUUUCCUUGCCGAUCACAUGAAGGAAAUCGAGAACCUGGUUGUCCUUGGCAUCCCGUAGAUGUUGAUGCCAUUAAGUAGUAGUCGAUGCUGUUCAGUAGUAAUUGAUGGCAAUAACAUUCCCAAGUCGUUUUUUCAGGUCGGAACUCACCAAAAUGAAUGAAAGUUUCUCCGACUUGUCUUCGCUUUUGAAUUCAGCUUCUAUAUUGUUAACCUUAUCUUAAUUUUCCCCUUAUGGUGGCAUUCUUUACAAUCUUCGACACCAAUUAUUAAGUUAACAGAAAAGGCUUUUAGAUAAUCAAUAUUUAUUUAACAACUUAACAAUAACUGACCAAAACAAAAAUGAAAAAUACAACAUGAUUACCAUUGUAAUAAGAACUGUUAUAAAGCCAACACUAAGGCCCCUUUCACACUGAAGAUACAUGCUUCUUAAACACAGGACUGUGUAAUGAUGAAUAUAACGUCAAAAUAGAAAAUUUCCAUGAAAAACACAGAAAAUUCUAGUUUCUUUUAAACAACCUAGGAAUUUUUAAAUCUGACAAUAAAUUAACUUCGAAAACGAUCAAGACUUUUUGAAGCACAAAAUUUUAGAUGCCUAUUUAUAAUUAAUGUCUAUAUUACUACAUAUAAUCGUUAUUUUCAUAUUUUUUUAAAAUUAAAAAAACACAAAAUAUAAUUAUGUAUUUAUAUGUAAUAACUAUAAAAAUGUACCGUACAUCAAUUAUAAAUUUCAUUUUACAAUAGUUCUUAUGGAAGAGUAAACAUUAAUUUUAUUUUCAUUACAAUAAAAUUUUAAACACCAUUGAUACUAAUUCCUCCUCACAUUCUCCGAUGAAAAAAAUACAUAUUUUUUUUGUUAAUUUUAAAGACUAUAUUAAGAAUAACUGAUACAGAUCAAGUCAUAGAGGUUCAAUUAAAUACUCUCCGAUUCUAUUUACUCUUAUGAAAUUAUAAUGAUAUUUAAAAAGAAUAAGGGUUAGAGAUUGAAAAUAUUAUAUUUUAUUACUAACAGACAGUAAUAUUAGUGAAAUAAUUAAAUAAAAAUUGUUUUUUCUUUUCGAGGCCCUCUUAAAUUAUAGUAUCCAUUGACCCCCACCUUUUAUUUAAUUUUAAACUUAUGUUCAUUUAACGGUGUUGUGUUCGUUAAUUUAUUUAUAUUAGAGUGAAAAUAAAUUAUGGUUCUACACAUUUAAAAGAAUAAUAUAAAUGUUUAUUUCUUAUACAGGUAGACAAAAUUAAAAUUAAAAACAAUGGAAAUGAAGAUUUAAUAUUUAUAAUAAUAACAAUAAAAGGCUUAGCGAACCCGAAGGUCCGAUGCGGACACCACCAAUCACCAAUCGCUCAUUACACACAACCCUCCACUGUUCGCCGUCCAAGCAUAGUCCCGUCAGAUCGGCUAUUUAAUAUUUAAUGCAAAUAUUUUACUUUAUUUUGGUUUGAGAUAUUUUUCGAAACACGUAACUAAAAAACCUUAUUUUCUUUAUGUUCAAUACAAUCGUUAAAACUAAAUUUGAGAGUAUGUCCAGUUAUAGGAAAUAUUAGUACACACCUAGACUUUUUUCUGACAUUCACACAUAUAAAAAUAAUUUUAAAUAUUUUUAACUACAUUUAGGCGGUUGAAAUUAAUAAGAAUUUCUCUUUAACAAUGAGUAAAAAGUAAAAAGAUAGCAAUUUUUUGGAGGUUUUUUCAAAUCACAGUGUUUGUAAAAAUUUGAUUUUAACACUUUUUUGUUAACAAAAAUAAGAUUCAAAGUAUCAGAAGAUGCAAAUAAGAGGCACGUGCAUUUUUGGUGUGAAAGGCGCCUAAGGAAUAAAACUAAUGGUUUUAUUAAAUUACAAGUAGUCAUGCAACGAAGAAGAGGUAGAAAUAAGUGACUAACAUGAAUAAAAAACUAAAGGAGAGUAUAAAAAAAAUAUAUAUUAACUUAGAUUCUUAUUAAAACUUUUAUUUAUAUACAUUUUAUUACAAAAUAAAUAUAUUAAAAUUAAUUUCUUCAUUCAAAAUCUGAAUAAAAUUAAAACUUAUUUAACUGUGAAUUUAUAAUUCACGAAAAUUUUCCUAUUUCUUGAAAUAGUUUGCAUAAUAAAUUAAUUAUCAUAGUACUCUCAUUUCUGUAAUAGAAAUUAUUUCUAGGAUCUUCAAAUGUACACAACCAAAAUUAUUAUCACAAUUACACACCAAAUUUGGAAAUUAAUAUAAUAUGAACAAAAUAAAAAUAAUUUAAAUUAAAAGUAUAAAAAUAUGUCAUAAUUUGGUUUUUCAUUAAAUUCUAAAAUAUAUUAGUUGUUCCAAAUAACUAAUAAACUUAUUUUUAAAAAAUUACAAAUAUAUAAUUUGAUUUAAGUCAGGAAAAUUAAUUAGAAAUUGCAGUUGUACCUAGUGAUUUCAUCAAUUUAUAACAGUUCAUUAAACGUUUUUUAUCUCCAAUUUUUUCAAGACUUUUAGCAGCUUCUACUAGCAUACCAGCUCUUUCACCAGGCGAAGAAAGCAUCGAUGGAGGAAUAUGUCUGCAUGCUAAAUAAAGAGCAGCUGCAUGUUCCUUUUCUUUACUCCAACAGGGCGAUGACUUUU